Messenger RNA from Pelobates fuscus (common spadefoot toad), 1271 nucleotides. RefSeq names its product zona pellucida sperm-binding protein 3-like. NCBI's taxonomy places the organism in Eukaryota, Metazoa, Chordata, Amphibia, Anura, Pelobatidae. The transcript is spliced from 10 exons. Bases 42 to 1241 code for a protein of 399 amino acids. The record is from RefSeq and is a predicted model, not a curated record.
AGUUUUGGGGGCAACUGUUGAGUCUGUCUUUGAGCUACUUAAUGGUUCUUGGCGACCAAAAUGCCCCUGUUAAUUCCUUCCAGUACACUUGCGGUCAAACUGCUAUAAGUUUGCUUGUUAAAAAUGACCCUCUCCAAAUUGGAUUAAAUUUGGAUCCUUCAAAACUGCAUCUUGGGACUUGCGUGGCCUCUACUACUACAGAUCCCAAAGGAUACCUGGCAUUCAAUUACAAAUUCACGGAUUGCAGUUUCACUGUUCUGACUUUUGGAAAUAAUGUAAAGUAUUCAGCAGUUUUGAUCUAUAAUCGCUCAGACACCAGCAUCAACCAGUACUCCAGUAACUCAGCCAGCAAUUACCCUCUGGAAUUUACAGACUCGGUUACAUGUAUUUUAACCAGAUCUCUGAACCCCACGGUGCCCCCUGAUGUUCCUGUGGUAGCCCAGCUGUCAGGAGAAGGCAUCCUUGAAUUCUCUGCCCAGAUAAUGAAUGAUGAUUUUUCCAGACCUUCUGACCAUAAAGAUUUUGCCCUGGGCUCCUCAAUAUCAGUGGAGUUAUCUGUAGUCACUGGCCAGCAUCAACCUCUGGUGAUUUAUGUGGAUAAAUGCACAGCAGCCACAACAGAGUCUCUUAAAGCUGCCACCCAAACUUAUAGUCUCAUCCAAAACCACGGAUGUUUUAUAGAUGGAAAAGAUGCUUCUUCUGCUUUCCAGAGCCGUCCUUCACCAGGUUCCAUCAGAUUGACCAUUGAAGCCCUACGCUUUAUUGAUUUAGACACAGAUAUUUUCCUACAUUUCCAGGUUAUGGUGUGGGACCCUAAACUUCAGAAUGAUGCUACAAGGAAGGCAUGUUCAUAUCGCAUGGACACCAACCGGUGGGAGCUUUUGGAUAAUCCUGCCCUCAGUUCACUCUGCGACUGCUGUGAGUCUGUGUGCACAAGUUCACUUAGAAAGAAAAGAGAUAUCAAUGGUGUUGAGGAGGAAGAGAAAGGCCUGGUUCACACAAUGGUUCUUGGGCCCUUUAGAGUUGGAGGGCAGGAUUGGAACGGGAAUGAAUCCAAAACAGUCUCUUCAAAACCAGACUUUCCCAUCCCUCCUGCUGUUGGCGCUCUCUUCCUGGAAGUGGCUGUCCUGUUGGUGCUGGCUGUAGGUAUUGCUGUAUACAGCCGUAGGAAAGCAAACUGGCAAGAGAUUGAGGCAGACCCUCUUGUAGCAACUGAGAAUUCUGAACCUGGAAUGAAGUAAUGCACUUAAUAAAAGCAUUCUAAUUACAAA